CCGCUGAGCUGCCGCCGCCGCCGCCGCCGCUGCCGCCGCCACCGCCGCGCCACAGUCCGCUGGGUGCCCUAGACCCUGGCCCCGCCGUGUGUGAGCACUCCUGCCGCCGCCCGGGCCAGAGCCGGGCCUGGUACACAAGAAUAGCCACCAGACAGCUGCCCUAGCACGCGUGGAGAGACACCGGUGGCCGGCGUACCCCGAGCGCGGAGCGGAGACCCGGGAGACCCGAGCAGGGCUCUGCAGACCGCACCCGGGUAGGGACUCAACCCGGAGAGGACAGAUCCUGGCCGGUGGCUGUAAAGUCAGGGGGUCAACAUGACUGAACGCUUUGACUGCCACCAUUGCAAUGAGUCUCUGUAUGGCAAGAAGUACAUCUUGAAGGAGGAGAACCCGCACUGUGUGGCCUGCUUCGAGGAGCUCUACGCCAACACGUGUGAGGAGUGUGGCACACCCAUUGGCUGCGACUGCAAGGACUUGUCCUACAAGGACCGGCACUGGCAUGAAGGCUGCUUCCACUGCUCCAAGUGCGGGAGCUCGCUGGUGGACAAGCCCUUCGCCGCCAAGGAGGAGCAGCUGCUGUGCACCGACUGCUAUUCCAACGAGUACUCGUCCAAGUGCCAGGAAUGCAAGAAGACCAUCAUGCCAGGUACCCGAAAGAUGGAAUACAAGGGCAGCAGCUGGCAUGAGACCUGCUUCACCUGUCAGCGCUGCCAGCAGCCCAUUGGAACCAAGAGUUUCAUACCCAAGGAGAACCAGAACUUCUGUGUGCCCUGCUAUGAGAAGCAGUACGCCCUGCAGUGUGUGCAGUGCAAGAAGCCCAUCACCACAGGGGGUGUCACUUACCGGGAGCAGCCCUGGCACAAGGAGUGCUUUGUGUGCACAGCCUGCAAGAAGCAGCUGUCCGGGCAACGCUUCACAGCCCGGGAUGAGUUUCCCUACUGCCUGACCUGCUUCUGUGACUUGUACGCCAAGAAGUGUGCUGGGUGCACCAACCCCAUCAGUGGUCUCGGUGGCACCAAGUACAUCUCCUUUGAGGAACGUCAAUGGCACAAUGACUGCUUCAACUGUAAGAAGUGCUCCCUGUCCCUGGUGGGGCGAGGCUUCCUCACAGAGAGGGAUGACAUCCUCUGCCCCGACUGUGGGAAGGACAUCUGAAGGCCGUGCAGCAGCCACAGCUUGUGUCUCAGAGAUUCUGGAAUUUUCUUUCGUAGCCAGGCAAUGCUGUGUUCCGGUUCCCACCAGCCACCCACGAGGCUUCCUCUCAAUGUCCCAGCUUCAUGUUCAUCGAAAUCCUUUAGUUAUCUGCGCCACUUCAGUUCCAGUGGGGACUGUAAACCCUGGCCGGGAGGAUGCCUUGGAAUUUUGUAGAAACGCAAGGCAGAUUACAUGAAAAAGUCCUCCCGAGUGUCUUUAAAAUGUAUCCUUCUUUCACUGCCUAUUUAAUUUUUAAGUGCAAUUAACAUUUGUUAUGAAUGUGUUUUCAAGGGAGAGCUGGGGUUUGCAGCUUUGUAAUGUCAGAGUAAGAUUUAUGUGACUGAGAAUAAACUUAUUCAGAAUAAAACCUUUGGCCCAGCA
Molecule: messenger RNA, 1575 nt
Organism: Peromyscus californicus insignis
Lineage: Eukaryota; Metazoa; Chordata; Mammalia; Rodentia; Cricetidae
Gene: Fhl2
Product: four and a half LIM domains 2
Exons: 6
Coding region: 316-1155 (279 amino acids)
Biological process (GO): negative regulation of transcription by RNA polymerase II; negative regulation of calcineurin-NFAT signaling cascade
Cellular component (GO): Z disc; nucleus
Molecular function (GO): transcription coregulator activity; transcription factor binding
Source: RefSeq, a predicted model, not a curated record